Messenger RNA from Zerene cesonia (dogface butterfly), 1437 nucleotides. RefSeq names its product dolichyl-diphosphooligosaccharide--protein glycosyltransferase 48 kDa subunit (gene Ost48). Gene Ontology annotation, cellular component: oligosaccharyltransferase complex; endoplasmic reticulum membrane. NCBI's taxonomy places the organism in Eukaryota, Metazoa, Arthropoda, Insecta, Lepidoptera, Pieridae. The transcript is spliced from 7 exons. The coding region runs from base 79 to 1386 and encodes 435 amino acids. The record is from RefSeq and is a predicted model, not a curated record.
UGAUGGCAAUACCGAGUCGGCCUGUGAGACACGUCAGAGGCCAAUUGAUUUAUAUUUUUAUCGAAAAGUUUCAACAAAAUGAAGUUUUACUUGAUAUUAGGGAUUUUAGCAUGCUGUUCAAUAGCGUUUGCCUAUCAAGAAACAUUAGUGCUUGUCGAUAAUUUGAACAUAAGAGAAACUCAUUCACAAUUUUUCAAAUCUUUACAAGAACGAGGCUACACUCUCACAUUUAAAUUGGCCGACGACUCUAACCUUGUUCUCUCAAAGUAUGGCGAAUACUUGUACAAAAAUUUGAUCGUGUUUUCGCCCACCGUCGUGGAGUUCGGAGGACAAAUCGAUACUGAUGCUAUCACAAAGUUCAUCGACGAUGGAGGCAAUGUCCUUAUUGCUGGAAACUCAGCUGCCAGUGAUGUAUACAGGGAAAUUGCUUCAGAAUGCGGCUUUGAAAUGGAUGAGGAGUCCGCUGCAGUUAUUGACCACUUCAACUUUGACUCUUUGGAUGAUGGGGACCACACUAGAAUUGUGGUGUCUCCCAAGAAUUUAAUCAAUGCACCAACCAUUGUAGGACCGCAGAACACUAAGCCCUUAUUGUUUGAAGGCACUGGUUUGAUUUUGGACAAAGACAAUAGCUUAGUUAUGCCAAUUUUAAGUGCAGACAGCACUGCAUAUAGCUAUAAUCCUAAAAGCCAGGUCAAAGAAUAUCCCCACGCCGUUGGCCGCAAGACUGUCCUCAUAGCUGCCCUGCAAGCAAGAAACAAUGCGCGCAUUGUCUUCAGUGGAUCACUGUUCUUCUUCUCCGAUGAAGCUUUUAAUGCCCCUGUUUCGAAGGUUCAUGGCGACAAAGUGAAGUCCGAUGUGUCUGGCAACAAAGAGCUGGCGGUCCACUUGAGCCAGUGGGCGUUCGGCGAGCGGGGCCAGCUGCGAGUGGGUCGUGUGCACCACCACCGCCAAGGGGAUAGCGAGUCCACUAACACUUAUACCAUUAUGGAUACUGUGGUCUACAGAAUCGAAAUUGAAGAGCUCAAGAACGGAAAGUGGCAGCCAUUCGAAGCCAACGAUGUCCAACUGGAGUUUGUUCGUAUCGAUCCAUUCAUCCGCACCACCCUGAAGAAGAAACCCAAUGGAGUGUACGAAGCUAUCUUCAAGGUUCCCGAUGUGUGGGGAGUUUACCAGUUCAAGGUCGAUUAUGAUAGGAUAGGCUACACUCGCUUGUAUCACUCUACACAGGUGUCUGUCCGCCCGCUACAACACACACAGUAUGAGAGGUUCAUUCCCAGUGCUUACCCAUACUACGUCAGUGCAUUCUCAAUGAUGAUUGGAGUGUUCCUCUUCUCUUUUGUCUUCCUGUACUAUAAGGAGGAUUCACCUAAAUCUAAGAGUGAAUAAGUAGUUAUGUAGUAUUUAUUAUUGUAUGCAUGUAAUAAAAUUUUGAUAAUU